CGGCGCGGCCAUUUAAGAUCGCGAGCCGCGCCGUCAGUAGUCCUGGCGCCUCCGGCCUAAGAGUUGCAGACGGCGCUCCACCAUCCCAGCGGCUUCUCUGCCUCAUGCGGACAGUAAGCGGCUAUGGACGCAGCCAGCGCCUAACCACCGGGAACACGAGUAGCUGACACCUGCCAGCAGCACCCCCACCGCAGCCGAGCCGCCACCAGCGAGAUGGGAACCAAAGUUUUCCUCAAGGCCUUCUUCAGGCGGAUCAUCACAGACUUCCGCCACAAGGAACUCUUGCCGCUGAAACUUCUGUUCUUCGUGCAUUCCUCAACGGUGUUCGUGCUGUACCCGUACCUGACGAUCCACAUGCGCGAGCUGGGCAUCAACGUGGAGGAGACGGCCAUCAUGUCGGCGGUGACGCCGGUCGUGGCCAUCGUGAUGCCGCCGCUCGCCGGCAUGGUCGCAGACCGCAUCGGCAACUUCAAGAUCCUGCUGGCGGCUUUCUCGUCGCUGGGCGGCGCGUCGGCGCUGCUGCUGCUGCUGGUGCCCGUGGGUCGCGUGACGCUGACGUACCCGGCGCUGGCGGCGGUGUCGCUGGGCUGCGGGGGCGGCGCCGGCGGCUGGGAGGCGGCGCCGGCGGACGGGCUGCCCUGCUCUCCGCUGGGGCGGCCGACGCUCGCCACGCUGCAGGCGUGCGGCUUCCUGUGCGACGACCCGCCGCCGGAGCUGCUGCAGUCCGCCGCCACGGUGCGCAACUUUACCGUCUCUCUGCCCGGCGAGGCUGCCUCCUCAUACAGCUACUCCCUGCAGCAGGACGACCAGGCGUGGCACGAGUCUGAGGACCCGGACAUCCGCGCGCACCUGUCGCAGCACCUGAACGAGCGCUUCCGGACGUCGGUGAGAGUGCUGCCGGGCACCGCCAGUUCCAACGCAGUCUUCUUUCCCACGUCGGGGUUGGUGCGCAUGCGCUGCAGCCCCGGGCGGGCGCCUGCAUCCAGCGCCAACGGCACGGCUGCACCCCCUGCCGCGGAGGAGGGGUCUCGCUGCGAGCUGUACGCGCCUGCAGGGGGCGUCAACGCCACGGACGACCGCCGGCGCCUCUGGCUGUCCGUCACGGGCGCAGGCAACCCGCAACACGCCGCCGUCACCCUGCCACUCAACUCCAGCCGCAACGCCACGUGCGAGGACCGCUUCGAAGAGCUGGAGGGCGGCGUGUCGGUGACGCUGCCGUGGGGUGCGCGGCUGGCCAACUGCUCCGCGCGCUGCCUGGCCACUGUGAACCGCACUCUGGCCUGCCGCGAGCGCCUCGAGAAGCGCGAGCUGGACGUCAGGCUCACCUUCUGGCUCUACCUCAGCAUCCGCGUUUUCAUCGGCAUCAUCGGCGGCACCGCCUUCGCCAUGUUCGAGGGCGCCGUCAUAGCCAUCCUGCGCGAGCAGAAGGCUGACUACGGCCUGCAGCGCAUCUACGCUACCAUCGGCGGCAUGAUCAGCUCGCCGCUCUCUGGGGCGCUCAUUGACUACUUCAGCAAGGGCAAGCCCUACACAGACUUCAGGCCCGCCUUCUACCUGUACGCGGCGCUGAAGAUCGCCAGCGGGCUGCUCAUCCUCACCAUCAGCCUGGAGUUCAAGACGCCCGCCAAGAACGUCGUCACCGACGUGCUCACCGUCCUCAAGAACAUCGAGCUGCUGGCGCUGCUCUGCGUCAUCUUCGUGCUCGGCACGGCGUGGGGCUACAUCGAGAGCUUCCUGUUCUGGCUGCUGCAGGACCUGGGCGGCUCCCGCUCGCUGAUGGGCGUCACCAUCACCGUGGCCGGGCUGGCCGGCAUCCCGCUGCUAGUGCUCUCGGGACCCAUCAUCGAGUCCAUCGGGCACGCAAACGUGCUCUUCAUCGGAUUCGUCUUCUAUGCCAUCAGGCUCUUCGGCUACUCACUGAUCUACAACCCGUGGCUGUGCCUCAUCUUCGAGGCGAUGGAGAGCGUGACCAGCUCGCUGUCGUUCACGGCGGCCGUGACGUACGCCGCCAAGCUGUCCACCACCACCACAGACACCAGCAUCCAGGGGCUGCUCGGCGGACUCUACUUCGGAGUCGGCAAGGGAGCUGGCAGCCUGGUGGGCGGUUACCUGAUGAAGGGGAUCGGGGCGCGACCCACUUACCAGGUGUUCGCCGCGAUGUGCGCCGUCGUGGGCACCUUCUACUUCUUCUUCAACAAGUUCUACCUGCGCCGCCGGCCGCAGGUCGAGGGUAACGACAUCAUCAAGGACAAGAUAAAGUUCAUGGACGGUGGAGAAAAAGGAUUUGGGAAAUCCAAAAAGAACAAGAACAAGAACAAGGAAGCGGGCGCUUUCGCCAUCGAGACUUCCCCAAUCAACAAGGACACGUCCAAAAGUUACUCCGCCAAUGAGGUGGUGAAUGCGAGCAUAGCUGCUGCCAACUUCGACACGACGGCGCCUGCUGCUGCCGGUUGGAACGUCAACCACGCUUACGAAGAUACGGAGGGACAGAGCGCCACCGAGCAGUGUAGUGACGUGAAGGAGAAGCCCAAUGAGGUUGACGAGAACAAAAGUGAAGAUCGAGCUGACGAGCAGCCGCCGGAAGAGUCUGAAAGUCCGAAGAAGGUUAAGGAUGAAGAGAGCAGCGGAUCACCCGCUAGCACCAAAGAGGGCGACACCACCGAGGAAGACGCGAAGACUGCCGCAGCAGCAGAAGCUACGCCCCCGGGCGCGGAAGGCGACGCGAAAUAGUGUUGAAGGACGCGGCCCAACUGGAGCAAGAAUAGCCGCCGCCGUUGCGCUUAGCUGUAUGUGUCGGUGCGAGCAGGGGAAUGAAACUUUAGAGAGACUGCGCUCGUUCAAGUGAAGGACUUGUACGGAGAACUGGAGAUCACUGUUUUUAAGAAAUGUGACUGCUAGGCCAUGUGGCGUGCAUUCUGACCAGUAAACUCUGACACAGCAACGUUUCGUUGUUCAGUAUUCCUGUGACAUAUUGUAACAUAACUUGUUGUAUAUAAACUUUUAGUUAGGUAAAAAUGUGUUUGACAAUAAAGUUAUUUUAAAUUACACUAAAAUGAACACUACGAAAUGGACAAAAUGACACCAAUAAAUGAUCUCUGUAGACUAAGAUAGCGAUUCUUGCCGUUAAAGCAGAGCUCAAAAUUGUUCAUUCCUGUUUGUAUUAAUUCUUCCACUUCAUUCCUUUAAAGAGGCUGAAUCUAGAACAUUAACAGAAAGGGAACUAUAUACAUUAGUUCCCUUUCACAACUUGUUAGUGCGUGCCUAAGACCUGUAAAAAAGUUAUAAAAUACAAAUUGUUAAUUAUGUGAA
Schistocerca cancellata (South American locust) is the source of this 3309-nucleotide messenger RNA. RefSeq lists its product as uncharacterized. Bases 214 to 2730 code for a protein of 838 amino acids. NCBI's taxonomy places the organism in Eukaryota, Metazoa, Arthropoda, Insecta, Orthoptera, Acrididae. The transcript is spliced from 10 exons. The record is from RefSeq and is a predicted model, not a curated record. Gene Ontology annotation, cellular component: membrane.